Halteromyces radiatus is the source of this 1053-nucleotide messenger RNA. RefSeq lists its product as uncharacterized. The transcript has 3 exons. NCBI's taxonomy places the organism in Eukaryota, Fungi, Mucoromycota, Mucoromycetes, Mucorales, Cunninghamellaceae. Gene Ontology annotation, molecular function: nucleic acid binding; protein binding. The coding region runs from base 92 to 919 and encodes 275 amino acids. The record is from RefSeq and is a predicted model, not a curated record. Gene Ontology annotation, cellular component: nucleus.
AUAUUAUGGAUUAUUUGAUUGUUUAUGUCUUUUUUCUAUCCGUAGUUUACUAUUUGCAUCUGGACAAACAUUAUAUCUUUGCCACUUGGAUAUGGACAAAGGAGAUUUGGUAGAAAAUACACGGGCAACUCUACGUUUUCCUAUUACAUCCAUUCAUGUUUCUGGCGAUUGUAUAUGCGUUACUGGUCAUACGGAAUCUGUAUCCUUCUACUCUUACGAUAGUCAAGCCGAAAAGAUCAAGUUUUUGAAAAGUGAUUCCAUCUCAAGGAACGUACAUCAUUCUUUACUUCUUGAUAAUCAUAUGGUGAUUGGCCUGUCACUCUCUGGAGGGAUGUUUGCAUUGCAGGAAUCAACAGACACAUCAAAAGAUAGUCUUCAAACGUUAUUCGCUUUCCACUACCCAGACAUUAUCAUCAAACCUCGACUUUUGUCUUUACAUUCCAAUCAGUCAUCUGAAUACACACGCGGUAUUUUGGCCAGUCAUUUAUUACCGUGGACAUCAAUGGAUGAAUUAGGAAAAUCACAGCCAAUUGUAGGAUGCACCAUAUCUGGCGGCAUGAUCAUGGCCUAUCGAUGUUCAUCCUCGUUGUUUACAUUACUUGACACAUUGCAGCAAGCUUUACUACGUUUUGGUCCUACACAGCCUUUACUUGGAUCCUCUUCACAAUUCCAGCAAUGGUACACUCAAUUAUCUGGACCACAAACUUCCACUCUCCAUGCUGAUUAUCUCUUUCUUUAUUCAAGACUGACAAAGGCACAACAAUAUCAAGUGAUUAAGCAAUCCGAUAUAAAUUUGGUAACAUUGACUCAAGAACUCUUUUCAAUGGACAAGACAAUGGAAACAGAACAACAACAGAUGGAAUGGACUGCAAUCACUUUGGCGACUUUGAUUGACAAAAUGGAUUACUAUUAUUAUUAGAUUUACCUCUCUUUUUUUUUUUUUUCUCAUGCAUAUUAUUCUUUAUUUACGUCGAUCUCUUUUUUUCUUAUCCAUGAAUUCUCAUUGUAUUCCCCAUUUUUGUUUACCUUUUAUAUAAAUCUUUUCUUUUUGGC